AUACAUUCAUAUGAUUCGAAUGAAUCAUCUGUAUCCCACCCACUAAAAUAUAAUUUUGGUUAAUUUACUACUCAACAAAAUAAAUUUAUUGGGAUACGCAUCUCACGUGACUCUCCUACUUACUUAUUUAUCCCUUUGAUUGUAAAUAAAACCAACCCACAAAACUGAUGAGGAGGAGGAAACUCAGAGAAAGAGAAUAAAUUAGAGAUGCCUGAGUUUUGUGUUACAGGGGGCACUGGAUUCAUAGCUGCUUACCUAGUGAAAGCCUUAUUAGAAAAGGGUCAUACAGUAAGGACUACAGUAAGAAACCCAGAUGAUUUGGAGAAGGUUGGUUAUCUUACUGAACUAAGUGGAAACAAAGAGCGAUUGAAGCUUUUAAAAGCAGAUCUGUUAGUGGAUGGAAGUUUUGAUGAGGCAGUGAGUGGUGUUGAUGGUGUGUUUCAUACAGCUUCCCCUGUUCUUGUUCCAUAUGAUAACAACAUUCAGGCUACUUUGAUUGAUCCAUGUAUAAAAGGAACACAGAAUGUGCUCAACUCAUGCAUCAAAGCAAAGGUGAAACGUGUGGUGCUAACAUCUUCAUGCUCUUCCAUAAGAUACCGUGACGAUGUGCAACAAGUUUCUCCUCUUAAUGAAUCUCAUUGGAGUGAUUCUGAAUACUGCAAACGUUAUAACCUGUGGUAUGCUUAUGCAAAGACUUUAGGAGAAAAAGAGGCUUGGAGGAUUGCAAAGGAAGGUGGGAUUGAUCUAGUGGUAGUUAAUCCCUCUUUCGUUGUUGGUCCACUUCUUGCACCACAGCCAGCCAGCACACUGCUCAUGAUACUAGGCAUCAUCAAAGGUUUGAUAGGAGAACACCCAAACACAACGGUGGGCUUUGUCCAUAUAGAUGAUGUGAUUGCAGCCCACAUAUUGGCUAUGGAAGAGCCCAAAGCAUCUGGCAGGCUUAUUUGUUCAAGCACUGUUGCUCACUGGUCUCAAAUCAUCCAAAUGCUUAGGGCUAAAUAUCCUUCCUAUCCAUAUGAAUCCAAGUGUAGUAGCCAGGAAGGAGAUAAUAAUAACCAUAGCAUGGACACUACCAAAAUCACUCAAUUAGGAUUUCCUCAAUUCAAAUCCCUUGAACAAAUGUUUGAUGACUGCAUCAAAAGCUUUCAAGACAAAGGAUUCCUGUGACUUAAUUAGACAUAAUCUUUGAAAUGUGAAGGGAAAUAUAAUUUUUAUUCCUUUCUUUCUUUUUCCAAGAUUUUUCUCUAUUUGUGUCGUUAUAUUCAUGUAAGAAAAGGUUUAAUAUUGUAUUGCUCUAAUUUAUCUUUUUAAGGUUGUUUACAUUUAUCAAUAGAAUUAAUAAAUUUUAGUCUGUAA
Molecule: messenger RNA, 1356 nt
Organism: Trifolium pratense (red clover)
Lineage: Eukaryota; Viridiplantae; Streptophyta; Magnoliopsida; Fabales; Fabaceae
Product: tetraketide alpha-pyrone reductase 2-like
Exons: 6
Coding region: 208-1167 (319 amino acids)
Molecular function (GO): oxidoreductase activity, acting on the CH-OH group of donors, NAD or NADP as acceptor
Source: RefSeq, a predicted model, not a curated record